This is a messenger RNA of Miscanthus lutarioriparius, 1500 nucleotides long. NCBI's taxonomy places the organism in Eukaryota, Viridiplantae, Streptophyta, Magnoliopsida, Poales, Poaceae. The record is from the annotation of a GenBank genome assembly.
AUGGCGCUGCGACGGGCGCUCCUCAGAUCGGUCGAGAUCUCCCCCGACCGCAAGGCUGCAAUUGAGUACUUCCAUUCUUUAUCAAGGGCACAGCCUGCUCGUUCUCUCAAUGGUGCUGGCAGAUCAUUUAGCACCCAGGCUGCCACUACGUCAAGCACACCACAGCCUCCACCUCCCCCACCCCCUCCAGAGAAGACUCACUUCGGUGGCCUCAAAGAUGAGGAUCGCAUUUUCACCAACCUCUAUGGUCUGCAUGACCCUUUUCUGAAAGGUGCGAUGAAGAGAGGUGAUUGGUAUAGGACCAAGGAUUUGGUGAUUAAGGGGGCAGACUGGAUAGUUAAUGAAAUGAAGAAAUCAGGCCUUCGGGGUCGUGGAGGUGCAGGUUUUCCCUCUGGUCUCAAAUGGUCCUUUAUGCCCAAGGUUUCAGAUGGACGCCCUUCUUAUCUUGUUGUUAAUGCUGAUGAGAGUGAGCCUGGAACUUGCAAAGAUAGAGAAAUCAUGCGCCAUGACCCCCACAAGCUUCUGGAAGGAUGCCUUAUUGCUGGAGUUGGAAUGAGGGCAUCAGCUGCUUACAUCUACAUUAGAGGUGAAUACGUGAAUGAGCGUCUCAACCUUGAGAAAGCUCGGCAGGAAGCAUAUGCAGCUGGACUUCUUGGUAAGAAUGCUUGUGGAUCUGGCUAUGAUUUUGAUGUGCAUAUUCAUUUUGGUGCUGGUGCGUAUAUCUGUGGUGAAGAGACUGCCCUACUAGAGAGCCUUGAAGGGAAGCAGGGCAAACCUAGGCUAAAGCCACCUUUCCCAGCCAAUGCUGGGCUUUAUGGCUGCCCCACAACUGUGACUAAUGUUGAAACUGUGGCUGUAUCCCCAACAAUUCUUAGGCGUGGUCCAGAAUGGUUUGCAAGCUUUGGGCGCAAGAACAACUCUGGAACCAAACUCUUCUGUAUCUCAGGGCAUGUGAACAAACCUUGCACCGUGGAAGAGGAAAUGAGCAUACCUCUGAAGGAGUUGCUCGAGAGGCACUGUGGAGGUGUGAGAGGAGGAUGGGACAACCUGCUUGCAGUAAUUCCUGGUGGUUCAUCUGUUCCCCUUUUACCAAAGCACAUAUGUGAUGAUGUUUUGAUGGACUAUGAUGCACUGAAGGCUGUGACGUCUGGAUUGGGUACUGCAGCUGUUAUUGUGAUGGACAAAUCUACGGAUGUUGUUGACGCGAUUGCUAGACUGUCCUACUUCUACAAGCAUGAGAGUUGUGGGCAGUGCACACCUUGCCGAGAGGGCACACCCUGGCUCUGGAUGAUCAUGGAGAGGCUCAAGGUUGGUAAUGCAAAGCUAGAAGAAAUUGACAUGCUUCAGGAGGUCACGAAGCAAAUCGAAGGUCAUACUAUCUGUGCCCUUGGGGAUGCUGCGGCAUGGCCUGUGCAGGGACUUAUCAGGCACUUCAGGCCAGAGUUGGAGAGGAGGAUCCGCGAGCGAGCUGAAAGGGAGCUGUUGGCGGCUUCUGCAUAA